Molecule: messenger RNA, 1101 nt
Organism: Echinococcus granulosus
Lineage: Eukaryota; Metazoa; Platyhelminthes; Cestoda; Cyclophyllidea; Taeniidae
Exons: 9
Coding region: 1-1101 (366 amino acids)
Source: RefSeq, a predicted model, not a curated record
AUGCAAGUUAAUCACAAAGCUCCUCACUUCUCACAAAUAUGGGCCACCAUAACGAUGCAGGUGCGGAAAUAUAAUGCGGCAGCAUUGCAUGCCACCAAAUGUUGUGCUCUUGCAUGCAAAACAAAAUCAAAACAAAAGGGGAAUAGCAUUUUCAUUUCCACUUACAUAGACUUGAGUAACUUAAAAAGUUUCCAGUGUUGCAAUAAAAAAGCAAUUUUUGACCAAUUAUCUAAAUACUGUCAAACUCAGGGGAUUACUGAUCACGUCACAAAUGGUUACUCAAUAGUUGCUCAAGUGGAAAGAAGUGAAAUUACACAACCGUGUUCUAGACAGCAAUAUUUGUUUGUGGUGCAAAAUACGAAGCGGCUUUGGGAGAAAGAAAAGGAAGAACUGCAUCUAAAGAAGAGAUUGGAUUCAUCUAUCGGUAACUUUUAUGCAGCUAGCUCUGAUUAUGUUGAGUUGACCAACAAAAGUUAUCUAACAGUCUACUUUUUCUUCCAGUCUGGUGUAAAAAUGGGAUAUUUGGCAGUUCAUAUCUCUCCAAGAUCUGUAUUUAAAGAAUUGGAAGCUCUCUACGAAGUUGCAGAUGAGUGUGAGACAUUCGCAGGCACUUCGAGCAUACAACCACCUCCACGCAAUUCAUUUGUCAGUUUAGCGUUUGGUGAAUCUGCCAAAUUUGAAAUAACUCAGAUAUCAAAAGAAUGUUUACAUGAUAUAUCUCCAAUCCUUCAUUCGAUUUCGAACCAUAUUCUGAGUUUUACGAAGCCUCACGAUAGUUUCUUGAAUUCUGGUGUAAAAAUGGGAUAUUUGGCAGUUCAUAUCUCUCCAAGAUCUGUAUUUAAAGAAUUGGAAGCUCUCUACGAAGUUGCAGAUGAGUGUGAGACAUUCGCAGGCACUUCGAGCAUACAACCACCUCCACGCAAUUCAUUUGUCAGUUUAGCGUUUGGUGAAUCUGCCAAAUUUGAAAUAACUCAGAUAUCAAAAGAAUGUUUACAUGAUAUAUCUCCAAUCCUUCAUUCGAUUUCGAACCAUAUUCUGAGUUUUACGAAGCCUCACGAUAGUUUCUUGAAUGUAACAGCUAAUUUUACCUUGGCUGACUGA